Cimex lectularius (bed bug) is the source of this 6830-nucleotide messenger RNA. RefSeq names its product pikachurin. The record is from RefSeq and is a predicted model, not a curated record. NCBI's taxonomy places the organism in Eukaryota, Metazoa, Arthropoda, Insecta, Hemiptera, Cimicidae. Bases 440 to 2647 code for a protein of 735 amino acids. Gene Ontology annotation, molecular function: calcium ion binding. The transcript is spliced from 13 exons.
GUCGCGUUUUGAGAAUUUUUUUAUGAUUUCCACCCGGUCAGACUUUUGCCAAGCCGCACGGAACAUUAAUCGAGCUUUUGAUAGAGAGAAUCCGGACGAAAGAUACUGGUUUGGAAAGUUUCUUUGUCGAGAUGAGACCUAGGAAAAACCGACCCAGGGGAAGACCUUCAACGUCAAUCGAUGGCGAAAUUCUUAAGGAUGCUGUGGAAGAAAGUCCCGACACUUGUAAAACGACGUUUACCGCAUACUUUGCAUUUAAUCGGAAAAUUUAUAAAGAUGAAUGACGAGGAAUGAACGACAAGAGAUUUGUGUCAAAAAACGAGCCAUUUCUUUGGCCCAUAAUUUCAAACAGCUUAAACCGGAUCAUUGACAACGCCGAUCAGGUCGAUGCGGACACGAUAGCCCCUGUGAACAACUGUGCUACGAAUUGCACGAUGGCAUGUUCGAAUGCGAUUGCAAACAGGGGUUUUUGUUACACCACGAUGGCUACUCCUGCAUAGAGCUCAAUACAACGAUGGAAACUAUGCGGGAGGAGGCCGAAAUGGAAGAAGAUGUCUUGUACCAAAAAGACGCAUCUUUUUCCGCCCAAAUUGUAUUAGAUCCUAGUACCACGCUCAGUCCUAAUUUUGAGCAGAAGAGGCCCGAGGAAACCACCCCGUACGGUAGCGGUGCUACAGAAAGUCUGCCCCAACCUUGCGAAGACUGUGGGAAUGGUAACUGCCUUAUGGACACAUCUCGUUGUCAAUGUCCGCUGGGUACAAGCGGUGUUCAUUGUCAGUCUGAAAUAGACAUUCGUACGCCUAGGUUUUCCGGCCAGGGGUGGCUUGCGUUUCCUGCCUUAAAAGCUGCAUAUAAACACGUUCAAUUAGAAAUAGAAUUUAGGCCAGAAGUAUGGGACGGAAUAUUGUUUUUGACUGGUGAAAGAGAUGAUUUAGCUGGUGACUUCAUGGCACUUUUAAUUCAUCAAGGCUUUAUUGAAUUUAGAUUUGACUGUGGUUCUGGAGUCGGAGUUGUCCGUUCGCAAGAAACUGUCAUAUUAAAUCAAUGGAAUAGAAUUACUUUGUAUCGCCAUCGCUGGGAUGCCUGGGUGCAGCUUAAUUCAGGAAAACAUGUUCAAGGAAGAUCUAAGGGGUUGUUCUCACGCAUGACUUUUCGUGAGCCUGUUUUUAUCGGUGGCCGCGGUAACACUUCAGGACUUCAAGAAAAACUGCCAACCGAUCAUGGAUUCAAAGGAUGUAUUAGACAUUUACAGAUAAAUGAUUAUUUGUAUAAAUUCGCCGCAGUGCCCAAAGGUGAUGCAGUUAAGGGAUUCGAUAUCGAGGAAUGCAUUGCUGAUCGGUGCAGUAAAGUUCCAUGUCAGCACGGAGGAAAGUGUCUUACUUCGGAUGACUCAGCAGUUUGUCUAUGCCCUUUGGGUUUCACAGGAGAUCUGUGCGAAACUAGAUUAGACCUCCAGGUUCCAGCAUUCAAUGGUUCAAGCUAUUUGAGAUACCCAGGCUUGGGCUCGUCGGCUCUUUCUUGGUUGGACAUAUUAAUAGUGUUAAAACCAAAUGAUUUAAACGGGGUUAUACUAUACAACGGCCAUCGAUCCGAUGGUGUCGGGGACUUUAUAGCGAUGUACCUCUGCGAUGGCCAUCUCGAAUUUACAUUCGAUUUGGGAACAGGCACCGCUACAGUCAGGAGUCCAGAACCCUUGAGUUUAGGUGAAUGGCACGAAGUCAUGGUAUCUCGUACUGGCCGGUUGGCAGUUUUACAGAUAGACAAAAAACCGUCUACUCAAAUUUUAUCUCCUGGAGCAUUUACUCAGCUAUAUUUACCUCUUAAUUUAUACAUUGGUGGUAUCCCAAAUUUUGAUAUGGUCUCACCCAAAGUAAAGAUCAGAACAUCUUUUGUGGGAUGUAUACAGAAGAUUACAAUAAACAACCAACCGCUACAAAUUUUGGCAGAAGCACUAGCAGGCGUGAAUGUGAACAAUUGCCCCCAUCCAUGUGUGGCAAAACCUUGUGGCGAUGUGGCUCACUGUGUCCCUCAUUAUGAUGCGUAUAAAUGUGUAUGUGAUAAACAUUGUGAAGAGAACAAUGACAUUUCACCUACCCAUGUCGCUUCAUUUUCUGGUACAACUUACCUUCAUUAUACUGAUCCAGAAAUUUUAAACAGAGUAUUGGGCAACAAAGUGUCACUCAACAUGCGUUUCCGGACAACGUCACCUUCAGGUUUGAUAGUAUGGACUGGUAGAACAGAAGUGAGACAGGCAUCUGGAGACUUUUUAGCCCUUGGAGUUCGGGAUGGAUAUCUCCAUCUGAGAUACAAUUUAGGCAGUGGCGAGACUUUGUUAAUAUUUAAUGAUACAAGGAUAGAUGAUGGUAAUUGGCAUCGUGUCAAAGCUACAAGGAGCGAACAAGAAGGAACAUUAGCAGUAGAUCAUGGAAAAACUAUUACCAGUCGUUCUCCUGGGAAAUUGAAACAGCUAAAUACCAACACCGGUUUAUAUAUUGGUGGUAUGGAAGAUAUGGAAUUGGCUACUCAUUACAAAUACCAUAAAGGCUUCAUGGGUUGUAUAUCAGAGCUGACCUUAAAUUCAGACUAUCAUAUAAAACUUGUUUGGACAUCAGAUCUAUCCAAUCACUGCGGAGAACUUCCUCCAUAAAAAAAAGCUCCUUCCUAAAAAGUAUCGAUUGGACUGACUUAAUUAGCUUUUAAUACAAUAAGCGAGAAAGAAAUUAUUAGGGAUUUUGAAUAAUGUUGUAAGAUCAAAUCAGCUAUGUGUCAUUAAAAUGGUAUCGCUUGGAGAAAUUUAGGAGUGAACGCAUAUUUUGUCAGUUAGACAAUGGAACAAAACAUUUUCAACAUGUAUAUGAAACAUUAACUGUACACUGUAAAUAAAAAUAUAUUAUAUACAGAGUUAAUAUGCAAAGACCAAACAAAUCAUAAUUUUAUGAAGAAAAUAAAGCACAUACUUCUGUUACAAAUUAUGAAAAUAUUCAUUAACAUCAUUUCACCUUAAGAAUAUAAAUUUAAUCACUUUUAUUUUAUAUAUUAUUUAUUUUUAUUUUAAUGUACACUUUUAAUGUAAUGUGAAUGCACUUUUCUAUAUACAUUUUGUGGAUGAGUUUUAAUCAAUCUACAUACAUAUUUUUAUUGCAAAACUAAUGUUAAAUGAGAGACUUGUGUACAACUUUAAAUUGGAAAUUUUCAUUUAAAUUCAGCUAACACUCAAAAUAAACUUGUUUAGAUUAUUUCUUGUCUGAUAAUAUCCAAGUAUGUCUUCUAAGUUGAAAUCUACAGCGAGUGUGUUUAAGAAUACACUCAAACUAACCUAUUCAUUUUUUAAAAUAAAUAUUUAAACUAGAUUGUACAUAUGAAAAUGUUUUCAUUUAGUUAGGCUUUGUCUAUUAAGAAAAAAUUAUCCAUUAUGUAUUGAAAUCCGUCCUGUUUUCAAAAUCAUCAAAUUUUUUGAUAAACACUUUUAUAAUAAUUUCACGAUGCAGAUCCUUUUGAUGUAAAUACCCGUUUUUUUAGAAUUAUUUCCAACAAUUUAGUUACUAUAGAGUAGGUGUGGCUGUUGAAUUAUUCAAUGGUGAUAAGACAAAAAAACAUUAUAAAGGAAUACGGUUUGAUUUCAUGCUAUUCGUUGUUUUUGUAUAUUGAAGAAGAUUCUACAAAAGCCUUUCACAGUUUUGCCCAUAAAUUUUCUCUUAAAAUUCUAUAAACGCAUCAAGAUUUUGAAGAAAAAACUAAUAUUGUAGGAAAACUUUGAUAUUAUAUGUUACCAGUGGAAAGAUUUUUUUUCGCACGAAGAAUUCUGCUUAGCACGUUGCUAUACUUUUCAGCAAAUUUUAAUAGCAAUUUAGAAACUUGAAAACUACUGUUCAAUUUUACAGUUGUUUAAUGUUCUACUUUUAAAUUAAGUUCUACAAAACUAUCCUGUUGACAAUUUUCAACUAACAGAUAAAUGGCCUACUAUGUUAGAAAUUAAUUUGAAAUUGAUUUUCUUAAAUCUAAAAACAGGAGACUUUUUAUGGCAGUAGUUUACAACAAUAAGCGAGUGACUACUUCUAUCACUAUUUUAAACUCUUUAGAUGGGUGCUUUGUACAUUGUAUUAAUUGUUAAAUGUACUUUAUGAUAGUGGUGAUUUAUGUCAAAACAUGCAAAUCCAGCUAAAUACCUUUAAUUUUAAAGUAUGCAUUGAUCUAUGUAAGCCGAACAAAAUCAUCAAAUAUGUUCAAAAAUGUACAUUAUUUAAUUUAUUGUGCUACAAAAAAUAAAUUGUAUACAAAUUUACUGUACUUAGUAUAAUAACAAAAACAUUAUAUUUUAAUUUAACUAGUUUUAAGAAAUGAAUGUGGAAAAACUGCAGUUGAUUUAUUAUUGAUUAGUGAAUUGGUUGAUAAGUUAACUGAAAAUUUCUUCUAGAAGUGUGCAUGUCUUUCAAGUGUAAUUGCAAUUCUAUUCUUUAAAUUAUGUACAAAUUUUCAAGAACAAAUGAGGAUUUUCUUUGCAAAGGGAGGAUACGGAUGUGGGAAUGCUGAUUUUUAAAAAAAUAUUCUAGGACCCAAGAUAAAAUUUCUUUUUCUGGUCCAGUUUUCUGCAUUUGUUGUGAAUUUAUUUUAAGGUUAUUAUCUAAUAUUCAAUUUGCUUAUUUUAUAUAGGCAGAUAAAGUAAUAUGCAUUAUUGUAUUAAAUGAAAUUAUGCAUAUCAUAAGUUAAAAAACCACAAGUCAGUUUCAGUUAAUUAGGCCAAAAUAAUUUCAUUUAAAAAAAUUGGAUUUUUUUCAAGCAGGGUCUUGAAUACAAAUUUUUAUGUAAAACAAAAAAUAGACAUUUUUGGGUUUAAUAAGCAGAAACAAUUUUUGUUUCUCUGAUGUCUGUUGUUCCACUAAGUUUUGUUUAUAGGAUUCUAAGUCACUAUAAAGGUUCAUAUAGAUCAGCAAAGUCAUUUCAAAGGUAUUGACACUUCUUAUCAUUUUUCUAAAAAACCUAGGCGAAAAACCUAAGAAAAAAUAUAUUCUUUAUUUUUCAAAAAAUUGGCAUUCAGGAGUUUUUGAGGGUGCUAAAAACGAAUAUCAACUUUAUUUCUUGAUAAAAAAUAUUUUAACGUGCUAAACUAUUUAGCACGGUCUCAAUUAUGCAUUUCUAUAGCUAUGACACCUCCAAACUAUAGCUAGUAACAUAGUGACCCAGGUGCAAAUUAUAUUUUUUUUUAGAUUUUCCUUAUCCUAUGUAAAACAACUGUCUGACAUAUACCUUGAAAUACAUGCACAACAAAGUAGAAAUUCAUAUUAAAAACUCGAAUUUUUUUUCUCAGCUCCUAGAACCUAUUCACAAGAACAAUCGGACACGACACGUGUCAAAUAUUACUUGACGUAGCAUCAUAAAAAAAAAAAGUUUCCCUAAUAUCGUUGAUCCCAUGUCUGGACUUCCUUGUUACAAUAGCAUUUAUGCUCAUAUAUAUAAGUUUUUUUAAAGACCUUGUUUAUAUAUCUAUUAUAAAAUAUUGUGAAUAAAUUUGUUAAAAGCGUUUUGUUCUUGUGCUAUGUAUGAUUUAUUGAUUAUGGGUUGUGUAAUGUUUUUUAACAUAUCAUUCUUUACAUUUAGAAAACUUAAGGGUUAGAAAAUUCAAAAUAAAUAAUUUUAUUUUUCAUUAAACGUGAUUAGUUUACUGUGUUUGAAUUAAUUAAAAUUGUUGUUCAAUGGAUGUAACAGCAUAUUUUUUUCUGGGACAAAUAAACAACUAUACAACAAAUCAAGUUAUUUGUGCAUGUUAACUUUCUUCUUAACUAAUUUAGUUAGCAUUUCAUGAGUUGUGCGAAAACAAGAAAAAAACCAACACCAAAAGUUAUUAGAAGCAAAUUAAUUUAUCCUGAUGUAAUUCACUUCAAAAUUAUUUGCAUUAAUUAAAAGAUUGUAACAACAAAUUUCUUUACAAUUUCUCUAUAAAAUCUUGUUAUAAUUGUUUAACUUUUAAUGUAAAUUAUAUUCACUAAAAAGAAAAAAUAAUUAAUUAAUGAUUAUUACUGAUGAUUACAAUAGGGAAUUAAUGAAUUAUUUCUUUGCAAGUUAAAUGAAGAAUAUUCAUUUUAAAAAAUGAGAAAAAUUUGUAAAAGUUAAAGUUAUUAAUGUUAACAUGGAUACUGUUAAGAUUAGUGGAUUUUGUGAAUAGUUAAUUGAAAUAAUUAAAUUAAUAAUUUUUAAAAGAGUAAAUUAGGUGUUGCUACUACUAGCCCUCUUGACUGAUAUAUUUAUUCCUUCUUGGGUGGUUAGACUGUUAGUAUCGUGUCUUUCUUAUUAAUUUUAUAGUUUUAUAGUGCCUCAUAAAGGUUCUAAUUCUUAUUGCGAUGCUACCUUGAUAUUUAAGUUAAUGUUUCUACUACAAGGUACAAGGAAAGAAAUUUACAAAUCAGUGUCAGUUAAACUCACUAGCUAAUUAAUUUGUAUGACAAAACACUGAUUUUUUGUUACACUAUUAAGAUUUUGGUUUCAAUAAAUGUCAGUUAUUAAGUAAAAUUUUCUCAAUUAAAAUGGAUAAAUUCAAGGAAAAGGUAUAAAUCAUGCAAUUUAAUCUUGGGACCUUUAAUAAAUUGUUUAUAGCACAAAUAUAUGAAAUUUAUAAAUUUAAAAAAAAUUUUCUUAAGGUUAUUUAAAACAAAUGUUCAUUUAAGGGGGCCUCAAAUAUGCAAGGUAUAAUAGGUAUAAUUGUACAUAUAAUAAUGUAGAAUCAUGCUUCACACCACUAAUUCUUCUAAUAGUUCUUAUUGUCCAAAAACAGUCAUAAAUUCAAUUAUUGUAAAUAGCAUUUAUUUAAGUUUUAAGUGUUAGUAUAGGAUACAAUU